This is a messenger RNA of Cynara cardunculus var. scolymus (artichoke), 2090 nucleotides long. Its product is annotated as transmembrane 9 superfamily member 2-like. Gene Ontology annotation, cellular component: membrane. The record is from RefSeq and is a predicted model, not a curated record. Lineage: Eukaryota; Viridiplantae; Streptophyta; Magnoliopsida; Asterales; Asteraceae. The coding region runs from base 33 to 1814 and encodes 593 amino acids. The transcript has 8 exons. Gene Ontology annotation, biological process: protein localization to membrane.
CCUAUCUGUGGGCGCUGCAGCAGACACCAAAGAUGUUGAAGAAAAUGGUCGUGAUCCGGUGGUUGAUGGUGGCGUUACUGGUGGUUUUUCGCAUUCAAGAAGUUCGAUCAGGUGCCUCAGAUCACAAGUACAAACCUAAUGAUGAAGUCCCUAUUUACGCUAACAAAGUCGGCCCCUUCCAUAACCCUAGUGAAACAUACCGGUUUUUUGAUCUACCGUUCUGUCUACCAGCUCACUUGAAGGAGAAGCCGGAAGCUCUUGGUGAAGUACUGAAUGGGGAUCGUUUAGUCAGUGCUCCUUAUAAGCUUUAUUUUAUGGUUGAAAAGGACUCGGAAAUUGUUUGCAAAAAAAAACUGUCAAAGGGAGAAGUAUCUAAAUUCCGAAGUGCUGUUGCCAAGGAUUAUUAUUUUCAGAUGUACUAUGAUGACUUGCCUUUCUGGGGAUUUUUGGGGAAGGUUGAAAAGGACAAAACUGAUCCCAGUGAGGAAAAGUAUUACCUCUUUAAGCAUCUUCACUUUGAGAUCCACUACAAUAAGGAUCGUGUCAUAGAGAUAAAUGCAAAAGCUGAUCCUAAUGCUGUUGUGGAUCUGACCGAAGACAAGGAAGUUGAGGUAGAAUUUAUGUACACGGUCAGGUGGAAAGAAACAGACAUUCCUUUUGAGAAUAGGAUGGAGAAGUACUCCCAGUCUUCUUCGCAACCACAUCACCUAGAGAUCCAUUGGUUUUCAAUUAUUAACUCAUGUGUGACAGUUCUCCUCUUAACCGGUUUCCUUGCUACAAUUCUUAUGCGAGUUCUUAAGAAUGACUUUGUUAAGUAUGCUCACGAUGAGGAGGCAGCUGAUGACCAAGAGGAAACUGGGUGGAAGUACAUUCAUGGUGAUGUUUUCAGGUACCCUAAGUACAAGUCUCUUUUUGCUGCAGCCCUUGGUUCUGGAACCCAGCUAUUUUCCCUUGCACUUUUUAUCUUUGCACUGGCUCUUGUUGGAGUAUUCUAUCCAUAUAAUCGAGGAGCUCUGUUUACCGCACUAGUUGUCAUAUAUGCUCUUACUUCUGGGAUUGCAGGCUACACUGCAGCCUCCUUUUAUCACCAGCUAGAAGGAACUAACUGGGUGAGGAACUUACUAUUGACUGGUUGCCUGUUUUGUGGACCACUCUUUCUUACUUUCUGCUUUCUAAACACUGUUGCAAUUGCUUAUACUGCUACUGCUGCUCUGCCAUUUGGUACCAUCGUGGUGAUCGUUUUAAUAUGGACUUUGGUGACAUCACCUUUGCUGGUAUUGGGGGGUAUUGCAGGAAAGAACAGCAAGGCUGAGUUUCAGGCUCCCGUUCGCACCACAAAGUAUCCCAGAGAGAUCCCACCAUUGCCUUGGUACAGGAAAACUAUUCCUCAGAUGGCCAUGGCUGGUUUUCUCCCUUUCAGUGCAAUUUACAUUGAGCUUUACUACAUAUUUGCCAGUGUGUGGGGCCACAGGAUAUAUACCAUAUACAGCAUCUUAUUUAUAGUUUUUAUCAUCCUUCUUAUUGUUACUGCCUUUAUCACGGUGGCACUGACAUAUUUCCAACUUGCGGCCGAAGAUCAUGAAUGGUGGUGGAGGUCUUUCCUCUGUGGUGGGUCAACUGGUGUUUUCAUCUAUGGGUAUUGCUUGUAUUACUACUACGAACGUUCUGACAUGUCAGGAUUCAUGCAAACCUCAUUUUUCUUUGGUUACAUGGCUUGCAUCUGCUAUGGUUUCUUUCUGAUGCUUGGGACAGUCGGUUUCCGUGCGGCUUUGUUCUUUGUCCGCCACAUAUACCGCUCAAUCAAGUGUGAAUAGAUGUUUAAUGUUCAAUCUACGAUGCUCAGACAGGAGCUAAUCUUGUGGCCGUUGCUGUAGCUGCUGCUGCUGCUGCCCAGGGUGAAACCAUGAAAGCCAUCAACUUACAUGUUGAAUGAUGUUUUCAUAUAUACUUGUUUCUGUUUGGUUUGGAAAUAGGAAGAAACUUGGAAAAUCGCCACUCAAUUUUGGACAUAUACACAGACCAUUUUCAUUUUAAAUCUGUAGUUUGUAAUUAAAGUUUGUACAAGUCCAGGUAUUCACCAGCUUUCUACA